AUGUUUUCUAUCCGUGCCGCUUGUCUUCUUUGCGCAGCGCUUUUCUCUAUGGUGAAGGGUUUUACCCAUGAAGACAUGAAAGAUGCCAUGCUGAAGAAACUGGGACUUAGCGAAGUACCGAAAAUUCACAAGAGGGACCUGGAGAACCUUUUAAUUCCAGCGCACAUUAAGAACAAAUAUACAUCCAUGCUGAAACUGCACCACGCAAGGAAGCGCCGCUCUCUUCCCAGUUUAGCUGGCAUCCUGAGAGGAAUCCCUGGUAAUGCAGACAUCUCUGGAGAGUUUGUAUACUCUGACAGGACACGUCAACGUGUCGUCUUUGAAAUGAAAUCAAGGAUCCCGGAGAACAGCGAAGUGACCAUGGCAGAGCUGAAAUUAUUCAAGAAAGCUCCACAUAAACGCUCCAUGCCGGAAAGAAAGGCCUACCGAGCCAUCAACAACGCCCGGGUGAGCAUCUACUGGGUGGAAACCCUGGAAGACGGGUCAAACCGAACUUCACUCGUGGACUCAAGGUUGAUUCCCAUUCACGAGACCGGCUGGAAAAGCUUUGAUGUCACCCAGGCGGUGCAGUAUUGGUCGAAGAGUAGCAUGGAGAUGCCAAUGCACCUUGAGGUGUGGAUCGAGGGCGAGAGACCCGGCAGUUACGCGGCAGAGAUGGCAAAGUGUGUCCACUUCACAACUCAGGAUCCAAAUGACAACACUCUGGGAAAACCAGAGCUGGUACUUUACACGCUCAACCUCGAAGAGUUUGGGUCUAGUGGAGAUUGUGAAACCAACAAAGACAAUGAAAUGUGCUGCAGGGAGAAAUAUUUCAUUAAUUUCCGAGCCCUUACUUGGACCCAGUACUGGAUCAUCGAACCAUCCGGUUAUCAGGCGUUCAGGUGCACUGGCGGCUGCCGGCAGCCCAAGCGUAACUAUGGUUACGGAGAGAGAAAAUGCGCCGUUGUGGAGAGCGCGCCACUACCUAUGAUGUAUUUGGUGAAAAGGGGAGACUAUACAGAGAUUGAAGUAGCUGAAUUUCCCAAUAUGAUUGUUGAAAAAUGUGGAUGCACAAUGGAUAAUAUUUCAGUUGUAUGAAUAUGCCACUAUGCCAUCAGCCGGUCUUCAUGACGCACAGUACUUUAAAUCAUAUUAGUAGCAGUUUACGGCAAAAAGUUUUCGGUGUGAACUGCCCCUUAGAGCAAGGGUGUUGGCAACUUAACCCUUAUAAGAUACCUCAAGCACUUUGUAUAAAUUUGUAAAUAUUAUUUUGAUAUGCAUUUAUUUUUUGCAUUUGUAUAU
Messenger RNA from Xyrauchen texanus (razorback sucker), 1281 nucleotides. It is a transcript of the gene lft1, whose product is annotated as lefty1. Gene Ontology annotation, biological process: SMAD protein signal transduction; BMP signaling pathway. NCBI's taxonomy places the organism in Eukaryota, Metazoa, Chordata, Actinopteri, Cypriniformes, Catostomidae. The record is from RefSeq and is a predicted model, not a curated record. The transcript has 4 exons. Gene Ontology annotation, molecular function: transforming growth factor beta receptor binding; growth factor activity; cytokine activity. Bases 1 to 1077 code for a protein of 358 amino acids. Gene Ontology annotation, cellular component: extracellular region.